Cladocopium goreaui is the source of this 618-nucleotide messenger RNA. The record is from the annotation of a GenBank genome assembly. NCBI's taxonomy places the organism in Eukaryota, Dinophyceae, Suessiales, Symbiodiniaceae.
AUGUCAUUGCUUUCUUCAAUUCACACAAAAAGCAGGCCCAGUUGCACCUUAAGAGCGAAUCCGGCUUGGGAACCUGUUGAAUCAUUCAGAAUCAUCCUGUCAAAGAAAAAAAAUGAACAACUUGACGACUCCGCACAAAAAAGAUUGCCUUUAGACAUAUUUUCCUCCGCAACUUUUUGGCAUAGCGCAGCUGCGAGGAGUGUUGGCCCCUUGUGCUGCGGCGGAAUCUGCCACCGAGCUCCUGUCGACAAUGUGAGCAUCAUUCCGCUGAAAAACGUCUUGGGCUUCAGUGUUGAGGAGAGGUUUUCCAUGCAGCGAGCAAUGAUCGUGAAACUCAUGGCCAAGGCUUGUUGCAGACCCAUGUCCGAGAGUUUCCUAUGCGUCAAAGUCUUGAGCAAUGCCGCGCUGGGCAAGGUCUACUUGGAUUCUCUCUCCGUGCGGCAGCGGGUCUUGCCUUUAUUUGCUGAUCCUCCCUGUAACUUCGAAGAGGACAAGGUGUUGGAGCUCCGACGGUGGCUGGGGAAUGUGGCCUUGUUUUUUAGUGGAGCCUCUGAGAAGGUCUCCCAGCGACCAGUUCUUGAGCUGUGGCGCUGCGAGCGAGGCUUAGCACCUGAAUAA